Messenger RNA from Brenthis ino (lesser marbled fritillary), 1248 nucleotides. The record is from the annotation of a GenBank genome assembly. NCBI's taxonomy places the organism in Eukaryota, Metazoa, Arthropoda, Insecta, Lepidoptera, Nymphalidae.
AUGACCACAAUUCUCUGCUUCAGCGCAGUUGGCAACUAUAUGCCGCCAAUGUUUAUAUUUCCAAGGAAGCGUAUGAAACCGGAGUUGCUUGAUGGGGCACCAGCUGGAUCUUGGGGAGAAUGUCACGAAUCUGGGUGGAUCCAGGGUCCCUUGUUUGUCCUCUGGCUAAAGAGAUUCAUUGAGUGGUCGCAUUCUACCAAAGAUAAUCCAGCACUUUUAUUGCUAGAUGGUCAUGCAGCACAUGUUAAAUCUGUGGAGGUCAUUGAUUUGGCUCGCGAAAAUGGUGUUAUUUUAUUGUGCUUUCCACCUCACUGCACACACCGACUCCAACCACUGGAUGUUGGGUUCAUGAGACCUAUAAGCACAUAUUAUUCCAGCGAAAUAAAGAAUUGGUUGCGGAGCCAUCCCGGACGUGUGGUGACACAAUUUCAGACAGCUGGCCUAUUCGGAAAAGCUUUUGUGUCUGCAGCAACAAUGACGACUGCUAUUAAUGCAUUUAGAACUACAGGUAUAUGGCCUAUCAACAAGGAUGUUUUCACUGACGUAGAUUUUGCACCCGCGGACACUACUGACAAUCCUGAACCUACUAAGGUGCCUUUAGUUAACGAAGCCAUUUCGCAGAGAGACAACACUCCAAUGAGACUAGAAACCCCAGAAGGUGACCCUGGUGUCAAGACCCCACCCAGACAACCACUCCAAGAAAUUUUGACCGAUAACAAGACACCACCAUCGCAAAUACGACAACAGGGCAGGAAUAUACAAACCCCGCCUAAGCAACCUUCUCCACAACCUGGUUGUUCUUGGAUGGUCGAUAGGCCCUCGAAUUUUGCAACAACUCCAGAACAAAUAAUGCCAGUGCCUAAGGAGAAUAGAACAAGCAAAAGAGUUAGUAAGCAACGAGGGAAAACAGCAAUCAUCACAGAAUCACCGUACAAAAACGAGCUUCUAGCCAUAAAAAAGACCGCAGAACUAAAAGAACAGAAAAAGAGGGUAGCUAAAGAUUUGAAAUUGAAAUCCAUCAAACAGAAGAAGAGAAAGGUGUUAACAAAGAAAGGCAGCAAAAGCUCUGCAGAAGAAUAUGCUGAUGCUGAAGAUGCUGAAUGCAUCUAUUGUGGUUACUUGUGGUCAGAGUCAACCGAGGGAUGGAUACGUUGUCUAAAAUGUUCUCGAUGGGCACACUACUCUUGUGCUGGAGAGGAUGAAAAAGAUGAAGAGGCUACUCAUUUAUGUGCGUUGUGCAUUGAAAAC